AUGGAAUCAGACCCCGCAUCAUGGACACCGGAGUAUUUCAUUGCACACGAAGCCAGCUGCCUGAAGCAACUGGCAACCGACGAGGUGUGGGCAACGGUCCCGCUACUCAACCGUACCGAUCUUGCCCACCUGCCGGACGGUUGUUUGGUACGCUUUCGCGGCAUGCUACAGGAUAUGCAGGAUCCGGAAUGUUAUCUGGAGCGGUACACUGUUCGCUUGAAAUCGGACGGUACCGUGGUGCGACAGCAGAAUGGUAAAUAUCGUGACAUACUGCUGCUAAACGGUGCAACGGAAACGGUGGACACUGGGUGUAACGCAGGCAGCAGUACGUUUGGCGAGCGAAGAUCACUGUUUGUUGUCACCAUUCCGGGUCAAAAUCCGUGGACUGAGGUGUGCGAGAAGGAGCACCGGGGAAGCCUUCCGGUGGUGCAGAUGAAUGGUGGCGAUGAGGACACAAUACCAAGUUCAACCGGUGGUGGUACCAAGCGUCGUACGGAAGCUGAUAAUGAGGAAGUAAUGGAUGUGGAUGGAACGCCAUCGGACAGCACCACCGUUCUUCCUUCGGUGACGGUAAAUGGAGUGAAAAAGCGGACCCCUACUAACGAUGCCUCCAGUAGCAGUGGUGGAACUGUACUGUCGGCUGACUAUCUGCUCAACUCGCCGAUUGCCGACCGGCCGGGGAAGGCGUGUUUGGUCAAGCUGUACAGCAAUUACGACGAUUGGACACUUAACACCGUCAUCGAGGUGGUUGGAUUUCUUUCCGUCGAUCCAGCACUGGACGGUAGCGGUGACAGUACCGGGAUGGAGGAGUUUGCCGACGAUGUGUCCGAACAUCAGGCAACACAUCCGCCCCCAUCGCUCAUACCACGCCUGCACGCGAUCAGCGUACGGAAGCUUGCCCACACGAAUCCACUGCUGUUGGAACAACCGCAGGAAGAUAGCGGAACGGGUAGCGAAACGACGACAUACAAGGACCUGCACAAUCUCUUCACCCAGUGCCUGUUUGGGGACGGCAUUGCGGCAGACUAUCUGCUGUGCCAUCUCGUAUCGUCCGUGUACAUACGGGACGAGGUAGAGUGUCGGGGUCAGUUUUGUCUGAACCUUAGCAACAUACCGGCGGAGGUAUUGCCCGAUUAUACGCGUUCGCUGUACGAGCUGCUAGAGUUAUUGUUGCCCGCCAGCCACUAUCUGCCGAUGACGCUCGAGAACAUGAAUACGGUGCAGUUUGUGCCGAAGAAAGACUACACAACGAACAAGCUGACGAGCGGGCUGCUGCAGCUUGCUCCCCACACCCAUCUGGUGCUGGACGAAACACGGCUGCAGGCGGGCAAGCUUGAAGCACCCGGUGUCGAAGCGGUCAAGCAUGUGGCGCACCUGAUCAAGUGUCAAAGGUUGAAGUGCAACUUUCAGUAUUAUCAGCUCGAUUUUAAUGCCGACGUGCCGGUGUUGGUGCUGAGCGAAGGCCGGAGUAUGCUACCGAGCAAUUGCUAUCUACCGAUCGUUCCCGAUCUGGACGCGAUCAAGCUGAUCGAAGAAACGAUUAAAGCCGGCCGGCACUUUAUCGGCCCGAAGCUGGACGAGAUGCGCCGCUAUCUGACCGCUGCCCGGGUCCGUGAGUUCGAUAUGAAAACGCUUGACCCUACCGUGGUGCAGGAUGAUUUUGUGCGAAUGCGCACCGAGAAUAGUGCGAUCACGAUGGACGAUCUGCACGCACUGUUUGUGCUGGCACGGCUGCACGGGCUGAGCCGGGGCAGGGCGUCGCUGCUGCGGGAAGAUUGGGAACGGGCGAAAGCGUUAGAAUGCGAGCGGCGCAAUCGUAUCGAAAUGUUUAGCAAAACGAAAAGCGAACCAUAGUGAGGUAAGAG
Molecule: messenger RNA, 1865 nt
Organism: Anopheles maculipalpis
Lineage: Eukaryota; Metazoa; Arthropoda; Insecta; Diptera; Culicidae
Product: mini-chromosome maintenance complex-binding protein
Exons: 4
Coding region: 1-1854 (617 amino acids)
Biological process (GO): DNA-templated DNA replication
Molecular function (GO): chromatin binding
Source: RefSeq, a predicted model, not a curated record